AUGCGACCUUCAGUAUUCACAAUUAUUCCGCAGCUCGUGCCUCUGGCGUUCUUGAUUCUGACGUCGAUCAGUUCGCCAACGUUGACAAACAUCUACCUGGCCAAGGACACAAAGAACAGAACCUAUGGGAUCUUCGGGUACUGCUCGGGCGACUCACACUGCACGCCGGUCUCCCUGCACACACAGCUUUCGAAGGUGCUCUCGUCGAGCGUUCUACCGUCGUCUGCGAUCGACAAGUUGGACCCGUAUCUCAUCAUCGCCCCGAUAGCGGCGGGCUUGACGUUCAUCUCGGUGUUGUUCAACGUGUUGGCGCUUGUCUUCAACGGCUCGGCAGGCUUCCAUUCAAGAGUGUACUGGGCCUUCGCCAUGACCGUCACGAUUUUGGCGUUUCUCACGUCGAGUUUUGUCUGCAUAGUCACAUUCCUACUGUUCUACCCUCACGUCGAAUGGCUAGCGUGGUGCUUGAUCCCCUCUGCUGCUAUCAAUUUGGGCGCAGUUGUGUCGUUGGCGUUCUCCUUCAACUCGUUAUGCACUCCAGACAAGGAAAUGCAAACAGAUGACGAGAGCGAGUACAACGAGAAGGCUUCGGUGCUCAAUCCUCCCAACAUCAAGAGCUUCAACCCUUACCUCAAUUCCGACGCAACGUUAUUGAAUAAUGUCCCUCCGAUCACUAAAUCCAAUAUGAACGUCAUGACACGCUCUCUCAACUCUUCUGCUUCUUCUUUGUAUACGAAGGAACAGGAUAAAAACGACUCAGUUGUUGUCACAGAGAGGAUAAACACAAAAAAUUCAUCCUCGAACAUGUCUCUCAAAGUCCCUCAGAUUUCUAAUCCUUAUUUGAACCAAGGGGCAAACGAUAGCGUUGGUAAUAGCAACAACAGCAAUCUCUUUCCAAAUGAAAGCAGCAACAGAAAUAACGACAAUAGUGCUGACGAUGAACCAGAUCAGCGUCUUUCGGAUACCGAGAACAACUCCGCAAAUAGCUCUUCUUCUAAUUUCACGAGCAUAUCGCAAAGGCCUAUAAAUCCUAAAUACUAUGCCGGAUCUCCUCCAAACAAUAGGUUACCUUUGAGUGCUGCAAACCAGUACGGCUCAAAUGGUCCUCAGAUGAAACAGAAUACCAUGACACCACAACAAUAUCAUCAACAACGCCAGUAUAACCAGUAUCAGAACCAAAUGUCGUCAAUGCCGAUGCAAAACAAAAACGCUUACAUGAGAAAACCCAAACCUUACAUGGUGAUGGGUCAUAGACCACCUUUCCCUAACCAGCAACCACCGGCCCAGCGUUAUCAUAACGGCUUUAAUCAAAUGGCUCAACAGGCUCACAAUCAACCUCAUCAACCAUACUCUAACUACAACACACAAAAUCAGCAGUUCAAUCAGCUCAAUCCAUACGCACCUAAUUCUUCGAAACCUAGAGGUAACGGUUUUGUGCCGAUGAAAUACAGAGCACGUAACAACAUGGCCAACUUACCAGCUUCUGCAUUGGGAAACGAUGGCCCAUAUUCUGGAUUCAGGUGA
Pichia membranifaciens NRRL Y-2026 is the source of this 1521-nucleotide messenger RNA. RefSeq lists its product as hypothetical. The transcript has a single exon. The record is from RefSeq and is a predicted model, not a curated record. Lineage: Eukaryota; Fungi; Ascomycota; Pichiomycetes; Pichiales; Pichiaceae. Gene Ontology annotation, cellular component: plasma membrane; growing cell tip; cell division site. The coding region runs from base 1 to 1521 and encodes 506 amino acids.